CCCGGCCUGCGAGGUGCGGCGAUGCCCGGCCCGGCCUCUCCGGUGAGAGGCGCCGCCGGGCGGAGCGGGUCCGCGGGGCGUCCGGGCGUUUUGCGGGGCGGGGGCGCCGCCGCCCCCUCCGCACCAGCCCGCGUCCCCUCGGGCGAGCGUGGCUGGCGCUCGGCCGGGGCGGGCCGCAUCGCCACGUUGUCUCACCAUCGAAUUGCUUCCCUGGAAGGUCUGGAAAGGUUUCCGUCUCGAGCCUGUCAGCUUCCCGGGGCGAGGGGCGGUGGGGAGACGAUGUGCGGCCCGCACGGGGCGUCAGGGGGCCACUCAGGUGCUUCGUCGCCCCUCCCGUUUGCUCUGAACCAUGGCUGGGAAUGUUUUCAGUGUUCGGCGCUCUUUUCCGAGUCUCUCCGUAGGAGAGUCAGGUACAGAGGUGUGAAAUGGAAAUGGAAGAGGGUCAACCUUCUUUCGCGUAUUAAUCAUAAAGUGUUCGUGCCCUUUUAGAUAAAGAGCAGCAGAGAGUUGCCCAUGUAGCAAAGGUAGUUGUGCUGGGGAAGACCAUUUUGGUUUUUAACCAAUAAAUUGGCUUCCGAGUUAAUCAAUGGAAGGUGCUUAGUUUGAAAGGUAAAUAUAUGACCUUUUGAAGCCCAAGCAGUGCUGAGAUCGACUGUGCUCGCUCCCUCCCCGCUGCUGGCGCCGCGUGUGUGUGUGUGUGUGUGUGUGUGUGUGUGUGUUGGGAUUUCUCUUCGGAGUGUCCCACCUCUUCUCUCAAACUGUUCACCUACCUGCGCUAUAAAUCCCUUUCUUUAACAAUUACCAAGCCUCUUACUCCCAGGAUUGUCACAUUUCUUUUCCAUCAUCUUCAGACAAACAUAGUUUUCAGACGCAGACAUUUUUUUGCCGAUAAUAGUGUUGCAAGCCUCUUCGUCCUUAAAAUGAACAUCAAAAGUUAUCUUGAAUAUCGACCCGACAGGAAAAGCUGGGUUAAUGAGAGCACGGAGAGGAUGCAGUGUUCCUCUUCCGGAGACACGCCUUCCCCUCCCCCAUCCUCCUUGGCCCAUUACUGGCUGGUCAUUUCUGAAUUCACUUCUGGAGUCCGAGAAUAUAGUAUUUAAUGUAAAGUCCAUGCUUAAGUGGUGAAAAUGGCAGGCUUCCUAGAUAAUUUCCGUUGGCCAGAAUGUGAAUGUAUCGACUGGAGUGAGAGAAGAAAUGCAGUGGCUUCUGUAGUAGCAGGUAUAUUGUUUUUUACAGGUUGGUGGAUAAUGAUUGAUGCAGCCGUGGUAUAUCCUAAGCCAGAACAGCUGAACCAUGCCUUUCACACAUGUGGUGUAUUUUCCACAUUGGCUUUCUUCAUGAUAAAUGCCGUGUCCAAUGCUCAGGUGAGAGGUGACAGCUAUGAAAGCGGCUGUUUAGGAAGAACAGGUGCUCGAGUUUGGCUCUUCAUUGGUUUCAUGUUGAUGUUUGGGUCACUUAUUGCUUCUAUGUGGAUUCUUUUUGGUGCAUAUGUUACCCAAAAUACUGAUGUUUAUCCAGGACUAGCUGUGUUUUUUCAAAAUGCACUUAUAUUUUUUAGCACUCUGAUCUAUAAAUUUGGAAGAACUGAAGAGCUAUGGACCUGAGAUCACUUCUCAAAUCACAUUUUCCUUUUGUUAUAUUCUAUUUGUAGAUAAGUUUUUAUCUCUCAAUAUAAUUUACACAUUGCCAAAUGGAAUAGAUUGUACAUUAAAUGUUUUGUUCCUUUACACUUUUAUGCUCUGAGUUUUGAAAUAGUUUUAUGAAAUUUCUGUCCUUUUUUUUUUCAUUGAAUAGAUUGUUAAUAUGUACAUAGUAUAAGACUAUAUAGAUGAGAUGAUCUGUGUCGGUUUUUUUAUUCUUGAAGACUUAAAGCUUAAUCUGUUCCAUGAGCCAGGGUUGUAUCAUCAUCUAAUUGUAAAGUUAACUACUUUGUCUCAGUAUCUCUAAUUUUCAAAAUGUGCAAAAAAUACAGCUCCAUAUACCUGAAAUAAGCGCUGAGCCAUUAAAAAAGGUAUUUCAGCAAGUUGUAAUUUAUUUUGGCUUAAAAAUGAGAUUUCUUUUUAAAGGAAAAAUGUUUGUUCUUAUGUAUAAAGUGGACUUUUAUAUGAAGAUUUUUUAAAAUGCCUGAAGGACUAGUUUGAAAGCCUCUUUUAAAAACAAUUCCUCUCAUAUGACUUUAUUUCAGAAGGGUUAAUACAUGAUCAGAUAAGCUCAGUUUUAUAUUGUUGAUGUAAAAAGACUGUAAGGCAGGUUCAGCAACGUGCUUCUUACAAAAGCAGCUUAAAUGGUUCUCUUUUGACAGCCUACUAUUAUCUGACAUUACAAAAUUCUAUAUCAAGCAAGUUUGAGACAACUGCAGCUUAAAAGCAUGAACCAUAUAACAAAAAGUGGAAUAAUUAGUUUCAAGAUAAAGCACUUCUUCCCAAAGGGGAUUAUUAUGACCUAGUGAAAAAUUAGGCGUUUCAUCCACUCAGUUACUGACUGCAAGUGUCUUUUUGCUCUAGCUCUCAAGCUUUAGGUGAACUCUUCUUGCAGAAUACGUCUUUAACCUGAAAGUUCUUACUCCAGUCAAAAACUUCUUUUGCUGGGUUUGAAAUACUGUAUUUGCACUGAGUGUAUUCCCGUGAGAGAUUUCAGAGGGAUAGUUGGGUCUUUAUUUCUACUUUUGCUUUCCUUUGUUAUACAGGUUUUUUUUUUGUGUUGCACUUUUUUCCUCCAGAGGGAUUUUUCUAGAGCCUUUUGUUGUAAGACAGAAUAAUAUCAGUGGUAUUAUAUGCAGCUUCUAAUAUAAGCCUUAUUUUGCUUAAUGUCUCUCCUCUCUGAGGAUUUACUGUGCACAGAGUAUGAAGCAGUUGUGGAAUGCUGUGCCUUUGUCUAGAUACCAUCUUGUUUAAUUCUUUCUUUGUUGUUUUUUCCUCAAAAAAACUGUAUCUUGCUUCCAACAAAUUUUAAGACUGAUUACUUGUUUCCACUCCCUUCUAACCUCUUGCAAUAAAUAUUACUUCUCACA
This is a messenger RNA of Delphinapterus leucas (beluga whale), 3010 nucleotides long. Lineage: Eukaryota; Metazoa; Chordata; Mammalia; Artiodactyla; Monodontidae. The record is from RefSeq and is a predicted model, not a curated record.